AUGCUCGAAUCAAUCCUGCCCACGAUUGCCACGAACUGGCCUGUUGCGUUAGCCGUUCUUGUCGCCAGCUGGCUCCUUCGGAAUUACUUCUACCAUGGCCUCAACAAGUAUCCAGGGCCAAUCUUGGCCAGGUUCACAGACUGGUGGCGGUUCUUCGACGUAUGCAGCUACCGUCCUGAUAUCACCCACCUGAAGCUGCACCGACGACACGGGGAUAUUGUUCGACUCGGGCCCAACACGCUUUCGUUCUCCAGUCCCAAAGCCUUGAAGACCAUAUAUGGACUGAACAAGGGCUUUACGAAGUCCGGCUUCUACCCAGUGCAGCAAAGCGUCAGCAAAGGAAAGAGACUGCCGUCGUUGUUCUCCACCACCGACGAGUCGUAUCACGCCAAUCUUCGCCGCUCCGUCAACAAUGCCUUUUCAAUGAGUCAACUGGUCCAAUAUGAGCCUGCUGUCACCGACACGGUCGAGGUCUUUCUUGACCAGACAGACAGACUUUAUGCGAAGCCUGGUCAGGUCUGUGACUUUGCACAGUGGCUCCAAUACUUUGCUUUUGAUGUCAUUGGGCAAAUCACGUACAGCAAGCGACAUGGCUUCGUGGAGAGAAACGAAGACAUCGACGGUAUGGUUGGAUAUCUGGGAAAGUUGUUUUCGUACGUUGCGCCGAUUGGACAAAUGCCCUGGCUUGACCUGUUCUUCUUGAAGAACCCGCUGGUCCUGCUUCUCGAUAGACUGGGUGUGAAAUUGUUCGCGUUCCCGGUCGCCACGUUCGCGGCCCAACGCAUGUCUGAACGUCUUUCCGAGAUGGAGUCACAAGGUCGCGAGAAGGGCACGGAGAAGCCAGACCUUCUCUCCAUGUUCUUGAAGGCACAGACCGACCGGCCGGAAUUCAUGACAGACCAGCGUGUCCUGACCAUGGCGGUUUCGAUGGCAUUCGCCGGCUCUGAGACCACCGCCAUCAGCCUGGCUGCUGUUUUCUACCACCUGCUUCGAACCCCACGCUGCUACGAGAAACUGAUGCAAGAACUCAACGAAGCGGUGGACAAAGGACACAUCCAGAACCGCAGGACCGGCACGGUGACGUGGGCGGAGUCGCAGAACCUCCCAUACCUUGACGCAUGCAUCAAGGAGGCCUUCCGAAUGCAUCCUGCUGCAGGUCUGCUGCUUGAGAGAGUCACGCCACCACAAGGGAUCGAGAUCGACGGCCACUUCAUCCCCGGUGGGACGAUAGUCGGCUGUAAUGCCUGGGUCAUCCACAAACGUGAAGAGGUCUUUGGUCCCCAGGUGGACAGCUACAUGCCCGACCGCUGGCUGGAUACGAACAAGGAGCAACUGAAGGAGAUGAAUGGAACGCUGUUCCAAUUCGGUGCCGGAGCGCGCACGUGCAUUGGCAAGAACAUCAGUCUGUUGGAGAUGUAUAAGUUGAUUCCUGCCUUCUUGAGACGGUUCGAGGCGAGUAUUUUUCCUUUUCGCACAGAGACACGAAUCCGGGGCAUGGCUGACAAGCGAAUCGCUUGGUACAGAUUCGAUUCGAUGAUCCGAGCAAAGAUUGGAAGUUGCAUAAUGGUGAGUCCAGGCUUCUUCAGCGAUUCCCCAUCCAAAUACCUUGUACCUCGGAUCCAUGGAUAUAUCUGCUGA
Molecule: messenger RNA, 1638 nt
Organism: Capronia coronata CBS 617.96
Lineage: Eukaryota; Fungi; Ascomycota; Eurotiomycetes; Chaetothyriales; Herpotrichiellaceae
Exons: 4
Coding region: 1-1638 (545 amino acids)
Molecular function (GO): oxidoreductase activity, acting on paired donors, with incorporation or reduction of molecular oxygen; iron ion binding; monooxygenase activity
Source: RefSeq, a predicted model, not a curated record